AAAGAAAAAAGAUGGCUCAUCGCAUGGCGUUUCCCUUGUUUAUUGUUUCGCACUUUUUAUUCGUUGGUUUCAUAUUGGCGCAGACUUUCUCGGCCGUCGCUUCGGAAGUUGAUCCAUUGAUCAGGCAAGUAACGGACGUUCACGACGAUGGAACCGAGCCGCAGCAGCUCCUGACCGCAGCAGAGCAUCACUUCUCGUUGUUCAAGGCUCGGUUCAAUAAAUCGUACGGGUCAAAGGCGGAGCACGAUUACCGGUUCAAGGUUUUCCGGUCUAAUCUAAGACGAGCGGCGCGUCAUCAGAAGCUCGACCCGUCCGCCACUCACGGUGUGACUCAGUUCUCCGAUUUGACUCCCGGCGAAUUCAGGAAAAGGUUUUUAGGGUUAAACAGGAGAUUGAGACUGCCUAAAGAUGCGAACCAGGCACCGAUUUUACCUACCGAUAAUUUGCCUGAGGAUUUCGAUUGGAGAGAAAAAGGAGCUGUUACGGCCGUUAAAAAUCAAGGUACCUGCGGAUCAUGUUGGUCUUUUAGUACAACAGGAGCCUUGGAAGGUGCUAAUUUUUUGGCAACUGGGAAACUCGUGAGCCUUAGUGAACAACAGCUCGUAGAUUGUGAUCAUGAGUGUGAUCCAGAGUUAGCAGGUUCAUGUGAUUCAGGGUGCAAUGGUGGUCUCAUGAAUACUGCUUUUGAGUAUACACUCAAAGCUGGUGGACUCAUGCGUGAGGAAGACAACCCUUACACUGCUACUGAUCGUGGGAGGUGCAAAUUUGACAAGUCCAAAAUUAUUGCUAAGGUGGCCAAUUUCAGUGUUGUUUCGCUUGAUGAGGAUCAAAUUGCUGCUAAUCUUGUGAAGAAUGGUCCUCUUGCAGUGGGUAUAAAUUCAGUGUUCAUGCAGACAUAUAUUGGGGGAGUUUCUUGCCCAUUCAUCUGCUCCAAACACCUUGAUCAUGGAGUAUUGCUGGUGGGGUAUGGUUCAGCAGGCUAUUCACCUAUCCACUUGAAGGAUAAACCAUAUUGGAUCAUUAAGAAUUCAUGGGGAGAAAACUGGGGUGAAAAUGGAUACUACAAAAUCUGCAGGGGUAGCAAUGUUUGUGGAGUUGAUUCAUUGGUAUCCACUGUUGUUGCCCUUAACACCAAGUCUCAGUAGUGCUCCCCCAUUGGCAUAUAUAAAUGUUUGCACAGGUAUUUGGGAAACUUGAUGUUUUACAUAACCUUUAAAUUUCUCAUAUUUGGCUUAUUGGGUGCUGGGUUUUAGUCAGAGAGAUUAUCUGUUUGUAUUUUAUGUGCCUAAUAGUAAUUUGCUCAUGUGUAAAUUAUUAAAAAAGAAUCUCAUGCUUCUGAAUUUGUGCUCAAACAA
This is a messenger RNA of Gossypium raimondii (Peruvian cotton), 1355 nucleotides long. RefSeq names its product probable cysteine protease RD19B. NCBI's taxonomy places the organism in Eukaryota, Viridiplantae, Streptophyta, Magnoliopsida, Malvales, Malvaceae. Gene Ontology annotation, cellular component: lysosome. The coding region runs from base 12 to 1145 and encodes 377 amino acids. Gene Ontology annotation, molecular function: cysteine-type endopeptidase activity. The record is from RefSeq and is a predicted model, not a curated record. The transcript has a single exon.